This is a messenger RNA of Spinacia oleracea (spinach), 10463 nucleotides long. RefSeq lists its product as uncharacterized. NCBI's taxonomy places the organism in Eukaryota, Viridiplantae, Streptophyta, Magnoliopsida, Caryophyllales, Amaranthaceae. The transcript has 3 exons. The record is from RefSeq and is a predicted model, not a curated record. The coding region runs from base 6197 to 7831 and encodes 544 amino acids.
GGGCUCAUUUCACAACGAGCCGCACAAAAGAUUCCCAAAAAUAAAGGUAGCACAAAAAAAAUACCUCCUUCCCCUCACAUUCGUUCUUCGCUUCUUUCUGUCUCCCCGACUCUUAUCUCUUUUCCUCUUCACCUUCGUUUUCUUCCGCCUCACUCAUCACCUUCGUCUCCUCGCCGUCGGAGAUCAUCGUCGAACCUCUUUGUUGGCAGCUGCUUAAUUGUUCUUUGUUGUUGUGGUGUUGAUUGUUGUAGUAUAGCUUCUUUAUCCUCAUCUCUUGUCUUCGCAUUCUCUCUCGCCUCCAGUCCACACCGCUACUGCCAAUGGUGGUCGUGAAACCUUCAUCAACUGUAAUCCAUUAUAAAUUGAUUCUUUAUCUCCUAUUGUUCGGUGCACCACUUCCUCCGUCGUCGGAGCCGUGUUGUGGUGGUGGUGAUGCCCACCUUGUGGGUUAUUCGUUGACUUGUCGUUGUGGCUCUACUCUACCCAUGUUGUCCCCUGCACCGUCUCUUCUGGAGCUCCAUGGGUUUCCGUAGUUGCGGUUUCUUUUGGUGUUGGUUGGGUCCUCUUUAUUCCUCCAUUUAAUUUAAUGGUGAAUCAUGUCCCAACAGCAAGUCAUCAACUUCGACUAUAUGGCUGAUGAGCAGGAUGUGGCAGAAUUCAUUGAUGUUAUUGUGAGUUCUUUUUGGGAAAUGGGAUAUUGAAUAUUUACUUAUUUUGGUGUGAUUAGGAACGUAAGUCAAAAGAGAAAAGGUGUACCAUUCAAGACUGGUCAAGGGUACGAUUCUAAAUUUUCAGGUUUGUAGCUUUCUACUUUUCUGCAUUGGUUUGUGAGAAAAAUAGCCAAUCCUUCUAGAUGUUUCUUUUUCUUUCAGUUCUUCAUGUUUCACUGCAUUGUUCCCGAAUGUUAAUGAUUAUUACUCCCUCUGUCCAAAAUUAGUUGUUACACUUUCCUUUUUCAUCCGUCCCAGAUUAGUGGUUACACUUCUAAAUUAAGAAUGACCCCACAAUUAUUAUAUUGUCUCUCUCUUCCCACUAAAUUCUUUUUUGUCCCCACACCCUCUCUCAUUCAAUUAAAAAAAUAUUUCAGUAACUCCUAUCAAAUCUACUUUUUCAAUAAAAUAACAAUUGAUAACCAAACAAACACUUAUCACCUAAACCUAUGUGCAAAGGUAAAUGUAACAACUAAUCUGGGACGGAGGGAGUAUUAAUUUUAGGCAAAUUAUUAAAUUCUCUCUUGAACUUAAUGUAUGUGAAUACUUAUUGAAUUUCAUUAUAAAUUGUGAUUAUGAACCACAUAUUUAUAUGGUGGAAAUAACGGGAUUAAAAUUCUACUAGGAUUCCAAUAACUAUAUCCAAUAGGAUUCUAGUUAAAUAAUAUCAUUAGAAUUUUACGUUUAAUCAAACACCUAAGUGUUUCAGAUUUAACAAAUAUCCAAUUUGAGUAGAAUAAGGAAAACGAGAUUACUUCACAAUGAAGGAAUCCUAUCCGCCAAGGGAUUGCUUGCGUGGCCCUUGAGCCCACGCUGUUGUGCAGCCCGCAGCCAAGCAGCCCGCAACUCGCAACUCGCCGCCCACGAGUGAUUUCUGCUUGCUUGCUGGCCCUUGGGCGCUGGCAGCUGCACCCCAGUGGGCGAUGCUGCUGCUCGGCCUGCUUGCUCGGCGCGCGCGGGCUUGUUGGGCGCUGGGCCUGGCUUCGUGUUGGUCCUUGCGUCUUGCAAGCUCGUCCGUCGAUCGUUUCGUACGUCGCGCUUCCGAUUCUUUUUCCGAUUCCGGAAUUCAUUUCCGAUUCGCACAAAUAUUUAAUAUUUCCGAUUCCGGAAUUUAUUUCCGAUUCGAACAAAUAUUUAAUAUUUCCGAUUCCGGAAUUUAUUUCCGAUUCCGACAAUAUUUCCGAUUCCGGUAAUAUUUCCUUUUCCGUCAAUAUUUCUGAUUCCGGCAAUAUUUCUAUUUCCGAUAAUAUUUUCCGAUACGUACCAUGUUUCCGUUUCUGGCAACAUCUACGACUUGGAUUAUAUUUAUACUUCCGUCAUGAUCCAUAUUUCCGUUUCCGGCAAUAUCAUCAUUUCCGGAGCAUUCUAUAUUUUGCUUUUUGACGAUUUCAGCUCCCACUGGAACCGAGAUUCGUCGUUUCCGAAUGUUCAUAAAUAGAGUAUUUAAUUCACUUAAAUACUUGAUCCGUUCACGUACUAUUUGUGUGACCCUACGGGUUCAGUCAAGAGUAAGCUGUGGAUUAAUAUUAUUAGUUCCACUCGAACUGAGGCGGCCUCUAGCUAGGCAUACAACUCACUUGAUCUCACUGAAUUAUUAACUUGCAUAAUUAAUUAAUACUGAACCGCAUUUAUUAGACUUAGCAUUGAAUGCAUACUUGGACCAAGGGCAUUAUUUCCUUCAGGAACACCUAGUUAGGACAUGACUUGAAUUUUGAACUUGGACUUCCCGACACAUGGUAUGAUAUGCAUGCAAUGAAUGACACCUAGACUUGACUCUAAGUGCCACUCCGAAGAUUCAGGAUGUUGGAUUUUGUAUUUGUAUCCGGGGUUUGUGACCCGUUGGAAAUAUUUCAAAGGAGUUUCAACCUAUUGUGAUUUGUAUGAGAAUUUGUACUAGUAUCUAGACUUACAACCUGAUGGGAAUAUUUUUGAAAGGAGAUUAAUUCUUUUGUGGAGGUUUCCUCCUUGUACCAUUUCUAGAGGUUUAGAACUUGGAUAUUGAAAAGGGAUUUUGACCCAAUUGGAUUGUGUACUCGUAGCGGGAUUUGCAACCCGUUGGAAAUAUUUUUAGGGGAGUUUCAACCAGACAAUAGAAAUUGGAAUAUCUAAAGGGAAUUUCAACCCGACAUUAGAACUUGGAAUAUUUCAAGGGAAUUUCAACCCAUUGGAUUUUGUAUAUUUGUCCCGGGAUUUGCAACCUGUUGGAACAGUUUAGGGGGAAUUUCAACCCGAAGUAGAAGUUGGAAUAUUUUAGGGGAAUUUCAACCCGAUAGAAUGUAGAGAUUGGAGUUGUAUUAUUUCAAGGGACUUCCAACCCGAGAAUAGAGUUCAGAUUUGUAUUAUUUCUGGGGGAUUUCAACCCAUUAGAAGGAAAAUUAGAUCUUGUACUAUUUCAAGGGGAUUUCAACCCAAAGGAAUUUGUAUGGGGUUUGGAUUAUUUCAAGGGAUUUUCAACCCGUUGGAAAUGUUUUAGGAGAUCGAAUUUGUAUUAUUUCUAGGGUUUUCAACCCGUUGGAAUUGUUUUUGGAAAUCGAAUUUGUAUUAUUUCUAGGGAUUUUCAACCCGUUGUUUGGAAUUUGGAAAUAUUUUAGGGGGAUUUCAACCCAUAAUGGCAUUUGGAAAUAUUUUAGGGGGAUUUCAACCCAUUGGAUUUUGUAUUAUUUGUAGGGAUUUUCAACCCAUGAUAGAAUGUGGAAAUUGAAUUUGUAUUAUUUUAGGGGAUUUUCGACUGUAGACACCUACUUUUGUCCCCAUUCCCGAAAGGGAAGGUUCGAUGAUGAGAACAUAAAAUCUCCACUUGGCAACGCAUCUCCUACAAGAUAACGAAUCUCAAUCACCCUUUUCAUUUCACCCGAAACCUGCUAUUAAUGGAAACCUGCUAAAAAUAGUAAUUGCCGUAAUGGGUAGUUGUUAAAAGUGGCAAGUCAUAAAAGAUAGAAACCUGUCAGAAUUAGGUGUUGCACUCCAACAUAAAUCCUAAAUGAGAUAGAAAUUGCAAGAGGAAUCCUAUUCCUAAUAUGAUUUGAAAAUAAGAGUUACGUGUUAAUUAAAAUCCUAACGAGCCUAGAGUUCGUAACGGGCCCAGACGCAUUCCGUCAUAAAGUUAAUACGCGCUAAAAGACUCGGAUAAGUCUCGAAGUCUCCGUAUUCCACGAGUCCAAAUCUGACAAGGAAAUACGGCCCAGACCCUAUUUUCAACGCCUGGCUCUAGGCGCUGAAAUCUUCGGCGCCCAGCCCUGGGCGCUGAAAAUACCUGGGUACGUGUUCUCUCCUAAUUCUUCUUGGAUUAGAGCUCUACAAUUCUAUCUUUCCACGAAAUCUUCCCUAUAAAUACAGCCCCAAAUUCGACGUGAAAAGAACACACAGAAUUCAUAUUCUAAGUAUUGACUCCAACCCCUAAGCCUAAGCCUUACGCUGCGAAAUUGAUCCCGUGUUCUGUCGCAAUCGAUCCAAAAAUCGAACAGAACGUAUCCUGUCCCUUGUAGUUGAAGAAUUAAGCCCAGAAACUUGAGAUUCGUUAAAUAAAAGGAGAAAUAGCAAAGCCAAAGUGGUUAGUUUUAUGAGAACCAUGACGCACCUCUCAAGGGUGCGUCGUAAUGUGUCCCUUCGCAUGAUUUAAUUGCUUUCCUCGCCCUUUUAUAAAACUGUUAAACUAUUUAAUCUGAUUGUUCUAUCACGCCUAAUAAAGAUAAUAUCUUGGGAAAUUUAACUAUCAUGCUAGGUCCCUUAAAUCAAUCUAAACCAGAUAAUUACGAUCGAUCUAGUAUUAUGUGUUGCAUAUUGUUAAAAUCAAUUCAGAUUAGUUUAUUAGUUAACGCAUGUCCCUUCAAUUAUUUAUGCUGAGCUAGUAAGGAUAUCCUGCCUCUGGAGUUAUCGAAGAGCGAGUACUCCUCUCGGUAGUUACAGUCCCCCAAACCCUCAAUCUCUACCUUGCGGGUGUAUGUUGAGAGAUCCCCACACCAGGGAUCACAAGGGAACCUAUGGCGUCGUGGUCAAACAUAAUUGCACUCCCUUUAUGUCACGAUAACCGGGUUUUGUCAGUUUUUCUCAUUGUCGUUAAAAACUGAAUGACGACUCCUAUAUCACUAGUCAAUUGGGUGUAAACUCACAGGAAAUCCAAUUACACUUGAUUUGACAAAAAGAAACGUCACACCCAUGAGGGACGAGGUCACGCAUUAGCCUCCUGCUUUUUCGACCCCCUCACAGUGGCGACUCCACUGGGGAUAGUGAACGAAAUACUCGUGCUCGUAGGUAAUCAAAAUAGCCGAAGGGUGAAACGAUCCUAGCCCGCGUUUAUUUCCCCAUCAAGUUGGGACGACCUGAAAAUCAGCAUAUUAAUGUGAACGGGUAGAACCGCAUAACGAAUGUUGGCUCCCUUGGGAUGUUUCAUCUCGGGAGUUGGGACUAAGGAUACCCAUCGCCAACCGGGGGGUGCAUACGCUUCGAAUGUUGUCCACUCGGCACUUUCGCUAGUAGUACACCCGUCCCAAACCCAAUCGCUCGCCCACUAGGUCCCUAUCAUUGGUGCAUGCCCCCUUGGCUUACAUCGUGAUUGGCCUCUUGAGCGAAAUUCGUCUGUUGAAGGCACUACCUCGACCGGGGCAUGUGUUGGAUCUGCGAUAGAAGCGGUACCAAGCCGGCGUAAAUACUACCCAUAGAAGCCUAUCAUAAACUACAUGACAUAUUAUUAUCUUGCCUCAUGAUGUAAUGUUAGUUAUGCGAGCGAAAUAUGUGAUUGUGUGUGACAAAUAAUGCUAGAAAACCAACGACCUUAAAAAUUGCCCAAACGUUCAUAAACCAAUUGGCCAAAGAGUUAUACCAAAAUACGUGUUGCGCAAACCCGAACGAUCGCCACAAAAAUAAGCGACGCUUGGGAUGGCCCGUAACGAAUCCCACAAAACGCUGUAACGCGUAAAGGACGUUAUUAGGCAAGCACGCAAAAUCAAAGUCGCAUAAACAAAAAGUAUACGCAAACAAGAAACGAGAACCAGCCAGGGACGCAUUUUCAACGCCCCUGGCUGGGCGCUAAUAUUUCUCACGCCCUUCGCUGGGCGCUGAAGUUGCUGCCUGGCCUUUUGGUUAGGCGUAGCAGCCUCGAUGCCCGCGCAAAAAAUAUAUACGUAGCAAAAAAAAAAACUAUUCGUAAAGAUUGCUGCGAGGGCGUAUGAAAGGCACUCGAUUCUAAAAGCGACUAAAAAAAUAUAAAAAUAAAUAACUCUUUGUGUCGUUGUUAGGCCUCAUAUGACGACAAUGUUCGGCACCAAAACCGAGUAUGCUAAUAACUAUGAAUGUCACACGGGCAAAGAUUUUCGAAAAUAUAAAGAGUUCAAAGUGCACACAUAGUAGUCCAAAUAUACUAGUCCGACUUAAGGGUAGUCAUAAAAUGUCUAAAAACCGACUCAUGAAAUAAACUAAUGUGUCUCCUACUCCACAACAAUAAUGCAGGGCCCCUGAAUACCUACCCGUGAUAGCCAUCAAGGAUCGCAAUGGAAGUAUCAUAUCCCGAACAUCUAUUCCUAGAGGUCGCACAAACCCAAGAGAUGCAUGUUCUGGAACACGACCCUCUACGUUCUCAAAGGCCACUCGCCUCAAAGAACCAUGCCAUGCCAACAGCGCUCCCCAACUCACAUGCUUUCGGGCUAUUGUUUGGGUUAGAAAAGAAAAGAGCAAGGAACGAAACAGAAAUUAUAGCAUUGGCCCUUCAAGAUGAAUUGUUCGAUUCCACUAAACUGAUCGCUCCAUCACCCUUAAAGGUUGACCAAAUCCCACGAGGGUGGCGCAAGACCUUCAAAUGGACUAAUGCUCGUGGAAUGAAGUUCAAGAUAUCUGCGGGAGAGGGUCCAAUGUACGAAGAAUUAGAGUCUGAAUCCGAGUCCGACUCCGAGUCCGAACCUAGCAAAAUUGUAACCCCUUCCAAAACUAGUUUAGACCCGGAAAUAUCUACUCCGGGAGAUCUUUUUGAUGUAAUGCUUCAUGACUUUAAUAAGAUAAACAAAACUUUCGAGUUUAUGCCGCUUAAAAAUCCGAGUAGUACUGCAGAAUGUCUCGCCACUAAUGAGCACGAAAAAGAGCCAAAAGAGGAAUAUACCGAAUUAUUAAAACCUGUAAAUGAACAAGAACUAAAAACUCCUAUAAUUGAGGACACAAAAUCGGUAAAUAUUGGAACAGAGGAAAAUCCUAAAAUCAUUAAAAUUGGCCUCACCUUAACUCCCACUGAAAAAACCGAUCUAAUCUCCACUUUGCGGGAAUUCGAGGGUGUCUUUGCUUGGUCCUACAAAGACAUGCCAGGAAUAGAUCGAGAAAUCGCUGAGCAUAAGAUUCCGCUAGAUCCCAAAAUGACGCCAGUAAAACAAAAGCUACGGCGGCUCAAACCAGAGAUAGCCUUGAAAAUAAAAGAAGAAGUCACUAAACAAUUAGACGCCGGCUUCAUAAAAGUCACCAACAACCCAGAAUGGGUGGCCAAUAUUGUCCCCGUAGCUAAAAAAGAUGGACGAGUGCGAAUGUGCGUAGACUUUCGAGAUCUCAACAAAGCCAGUCCCAAAGAUGACUUCCCUCUACCUCACAUUCACAUAUUGGUAGACAACACCGCAGAACACGCGCUUCUCUCCUUUAUGGACGGGUACGCAGGAUAUAACCAAAUACUUAUGGCAGAAGAAGACAUGGAAAAAACAACCUUCAUUACCCCUUGGGGUACAUAUUGCUAUACUGUAAUGCCUUUUGGUUUCAAAAACGCGGGGGCCACCUAUCAAAGAACAGCCACCACAUUACUCCAUGACAUGAUACACAAAGAAAUCGAGGUCUAUGUAGACGACAUGAUCGUCAAAUCUAAAGACCGGCACGGUCACCUCCCGGCACUUAGAAAGUUCUUCACCCGAAUCUUGAAAUAUAACAUGAGACUAAAUCUACAAAAAUGUGCGUUCGGGGUAACCUCUGGAAAAUUUCUAGGAUAUGUUGUUAGUACGCGGGGUAUCGAGAUUGACCCAUCCAAGAUUAAAGCCAUUACCGAAAUGCCCCCACCAAAAACUGAAAAACAGAUAAGGGGCUUCCUAGGAAAGCUGCAAUACAUUAGUAGGUUCAUUUCCAACCUUACUAUGACUUGUGGGCCAAUAUUCAAAAAAUGAAGAAAAGAAGAAAAAGCCGAAUGGGAUGAACAAUGCCAAAUUGCCUUCGAUAAAAUCAAAGAAUAUCUAAGCAAACCACCCGUACUUACCCCUCCUUUGCCUGGAGUCCCUUUACGCCUAUACCUAACCGUCACGGAUACUGCAGCGGGAGCUAUGCUCUCACAGUGUGUACAUGGAUCCGAGCGAGCCAUUUACUACUUGAGCAAGAAGUUCAUACAGUACGAGACGAGAUAUACAGAACUUGAGAAAACCUGCCUCGCCCUCGUCUGGGCAUCUAAAAAACUCAGACAUUACCUAUUGGCCCACACCGUUCAUAUAGUGUCACAACUAGACCCCUUAAAAUAUAUGUUCGAAAAGCCCGCUCUAAACGGUCGCUUGUGCAGGUGGCUAGUCAUGCUCUCAGAGUUCGAACUAAAAUUCAUGCCAGAAAAAACAAUCAAAGGAAGAGCGGUAGCCGAGUUCCUGGCCGAGCAUGCUACGAAUGAGGAAACCACGGAAGCUUACCUCCUCCCUGACGAGGAACUUCUGAUGAUACGAGACGACUAUUGGACACUAUACUUCGAUGACGCGUCCAAUCAGAAGGGAUGCGGUGUCGGAGUUCUCCUAGUCAGUCCCGAAGGGGCCCAUAUACCAAUUUCCAUCAAACUUGACUUCGAGGCCACAAACAACGCCGCCGAAUAUGAAGCCUGCAUAGUUGGGCUAGAGGCCGCAAUUAGCCUCGGGGUCAAGCAUCUACAAGUCUUCGGGGAUUCUUCCCUAAUAAUCAACCACAUAUCCAAAAGAUGGAAGGUCCGAAGCACUAGUCUCUCAAAGUAUCAAGCUCACUUAGACCAAAUAGUCGAGCAAUUCGAAUAAAUCGAGUAUACGUACUUACCAAGAGACGACAACCAAUUCGCGGAUGCACUAGCAAAGUUAGCUUCAAUGCUCGACAUCCCGAAUGAGUUGGACGGAAUGACCCUUCGAGUCGAACGAAGAAAAGAUCCGGCUUAUUGCUGUGCCAUAGACUCCGAACCUGAAAACACCGAAGAAGAACCAUGGUAUACGGACAUCCUUCGUUACAAAACAAGUGGGGAAUUCCCCCCAAACACCUCCCCGCGAGCACAAAAGGCCCUACGCCUCCUCGCGUAGCAAUAUAGCAUAAUCCUGGGGGAAUUGUACAAAUACACGCCGAAUAAAAUCAAGUUACUUUGUGUUCACCAAAACCAAGCCCAAAGACUAAUGGAAGAAUACCAUAACGGCGUGUGUGGACCUCAUAUGAACGGCAAAAUGCUAUCCCGGAAAAUAUCCCGCUCAGGGUAUUAUUGGACCACCAUGGAAACUGAUUGCCAUCACUUUGUGAAAACUUGCCCAAAAUGCCAAAUCUUCAAUAACCUUAACCACUUACCUCCCUCAGAACUAUACACCUUCACUUCCCCAUGGCCCUUUUCUACCUGGGGUAUAGAUAUAAUCGGAAAAGUAAUGCCCACAGGCGUAGAGGGACACGAGUACGUUUUAGUCGCAAUUGACUACUUCACUAAAUGGGUAGAGGCAGUCUCCUACGCAAAAUUAACGGCCAAACAUGUAGCUCGAUUCCUAGAAAAGAACAUAUUCUGUCGAUACGGGGUUCCACAUGAAAUCAUAAGCGACCAAGGUUCUCACUUUAGGGCCGAAGUCCAAGACCUGCUCGAAAAAUAUCAUGUCAAACAUCAUAAAUCCUCUCCCUACAGGCCGCAAAUGAACGGCGCGGUAGAGGCAGCCAACAAAAACAUUAAAGUCAUAAUCGAAAAAAUGGCCGAAAAUUAUAAGGAUUGGCCAAACAAAUUACACUUUGCAUUAUGGGGUUAUCGAACCUCAAUCCGCACCUCCAUUGGAGUAACACCCUACUCCUUGGUAUACGGAAUGGAAGCAGUUCAACCGAUAGAGUUGGAAAUUCCCUCCCUCCGGAUCGUCCUAGAAAGCAAACUACCCGAGGCCGAUUGGGUUCCAGCUAGGUACGACGAGCUCGUUCUUUUAGACGAACGGAGGUUGAGAGCUUUACAUCACGUGCAAGUGUAUCAAAAGCGUAUCGCAAGGCAAUUCAACAAAAGAGUCAAACCUCGAAAUAUCAAAGAAGGCGAUUUUGUGUUAAAAGAAAUCCGCGCACCUACUACGGACCCCCGAGGAAAAUUUCGGCCUAAUUGGACCGGACCAUAUUUUGUAAAGACUAUCCUUCCUGGCGGAGCGGUCUAACUGGCUGACAUAGAUGGAGCGGAAUUCGCCAACCUCACGAAUUUAGACCAAUUGAAAAAGUACUAUAUUUAAUAAAAUUCAGUCCGGAGUUAAGGCAUCUAAUAAUACACAUUAAGACUCAUAAGCAAGCAUUCUGCGCAUUACUCUAACCAAACGGCAUAAGACUCGCUAAAGUAGAAAGGGAGAAGAACACAGUUUCAACGCCCAUGACUGGGCGCUGUUAUUUUUCACGCCCAGGCCUGGGCGCCGAUAUUCCCAACGCCCAAGCUUGGGCGUCAUUCUCUCUUGCCACCAAUUCUCCCGCUUCUGCAAGUGUUCGUACUCCUUUUUCGAAUCAUCAAAAGAACCACGAACACUUGGGGGGGGGGGUAGCAGACGUGUAAUGAACACCCCUUUCAAAAAAAAAAACAUAUAGCUAGAACUA